Erythranthe guttata (spotted monkey flower) is the source of this 798-nucleotide messenger RNA. RefSeq names its product 21 kDa protein. Gene Ontology annotation, biological process: negative regulation of catalytic activity. The record is from RefSeq and is a predicted model, not a curated record. Gene Ontology annotation, molecular function: enzyme inhibitor activity. Lineage: Eukaryota; Viridiplantae; Streptophyta; Magnoliopsida; Lamiales; Phrymaceae.
CUCUCUCUCUCUCUCUCUCUCUCUCUCUCUCUCUCUCUCUCUCUCUCUCUCUCUCUCUCUCUCUCUCACACACACACACACACACACGCACACAAACAGAUGGACAAAUUAUUUUCGAGAAAAUCCGUGGCAACUGUUUUUACAAUGCUGAUACUAAUUAUUGGCUCCUCCAUAGACUCCGGCUGCGCCGCCGCAGCCGGAGGAAAACCCGACACGAGAUUCAUCCGAACAUCGUGCUCCACCACCACCUACCCAACACUCUGCUACACCGCCCUCUCAAACCACGCGAGCGCAAUUCAGCAAGACCCGAAGCUCCUCGCCCACGUGGCACUCUCCGUCAGCCUAGACACCGCCCGCACCACCUCCGUCGACAUGGUGAGGAUCUCCCGCCGCGCCGGAAUCACGCCGCGGGAAGCGGGAGCCAUGCGUGACUGCGUGGAGGAGCUGAGCGACUCGGUGGAGCAACUCGGGAGGUCCAUGUCCGAGAUGAACCGGAUGAACCGGUCCAACUUCGGGCGGACGAUGAGCGACAUCCAGACCUGGGUCAGCGCCGCCAUGACUGAUGAGGACACCUGCAUGGAGGGGUUCGCCGGAAAAUUUAUGAACGGCGCCGCCAAAUCCGCUAUCCGGACCAGAAUUGUCAACGUGGCGCAUAUGACCAGCAAUGCUCUAGCCCUCAUCAAUAGCUACGCCGCCGUCCAUGGUUAACAACUUUCGGAUAUAUACAGAUUGUUUUUAGUACGUACUUUGUUAAGAAGGUCGUCUUUUUUUUUUUUUUUUUAAUGUCAAUUUUCUCGU